AUGAAAGUGUUUANGUUGGCGGCGCAGGACGUGGCGCAGCGCUGCAAGGAGCUGGGCAUCACCGCCCUGCACAUCAAGCUGCGGGCCACCGGAGGCAACAGGACCAAGACUCCUGGACCUGGAGCUCAGUCGGCCCUCAGAGCUCUGGCUCGAUCCGGGAUGAAGAUCGGACGAAUCGGUACGUACACACCUGCUUUAAGGUGCACGCUCAGGUGUGCUCACCUGUGGGCCAGGAGCCAAUCAGACGCAGGUGCUCUGAACUAACUGACCUGACCCUAG
Messenger RNA from Austrofundulus limnaeus, 279 nucleotides. RefSeq names its product 40S ribosomal protein S14. Lineage: Eukaryota; Metazoa; Chordata; Actinopteri; Cyprinodontiformes; Rivulidae. Gene Ontology annotation, cellular component: ribosome. The transcript has 2 exons. Bases 1 to 264 code for a protein of 87 amino acids. Gene Ontology annotation, molecular function: structural constituent of ribosome. The record is from RefSeq and is a predicted model, not a curated record. Gene Ontology annotation, biological process: translation.